AUGUAUGCCUUCUCUCUGUCAUUUUUCUCUCUCUCUCUCUUCCUCAUACCCUCUCUCUCUCUCAUUCCCCUCUCUCUCUCAUUCUUUUCUCUCUCUCUCAGUCUCUCAUUUUCUCUCUCUCUCUCUCGCCCACUGUAUUUUAGUUCAACGUCUGUUCAAUACUGUUCAUAUAUUUUUCUAAGUCGUUAUAGUCAGUUACAUCAAUAUGUGGACACGCACGGGCGCGUGUGGGCGCGACGACGAGAAAAGCAAUUAAAAAUAUCUAUCUAUCUAUCUAUCUAUCUAUCUAUCUAUCUAUCUAUCUAUAUGAACCAAGCCCGUCGUGUGUGGGAGCGUUGCCCAUCUCUCCUCUCACAACAGAUGAGGCUAUUGUUAUUUAUUAUUAAUUCUACAUUGUGUUACCUUAACUACAAAUCCACCCCUCCCUCCCUCCCUCCCUCCCUCCCUCCUUCCCGCCCCAUGGAGGAACCAGCUACACGUCAUGUACAAAACAGUCCCAGUAAAAUUACAUCUAUCUAUCUAUCUAUCUCUCUAUCUCUCUCUAUCUAUCUAUCUAUCUAUCUAUCUAUCUAUAUGCCUGUUCAUAUCUAUCUAUCUAAUAUAUCGACACAAAUGAAAAAGCGAAAUAUAGGCGUGCCUCCGACGCACAAACAGAGAAAGUGGACCCCUAAAACGACACGCUAUGUGAUCCGAUUGCACCCCCACCUCUCACUCUCUCUAUCUAUCUGUCUGUCUGUCUGUCUCUCUCUCUCCGUCUCCCGCUUUCCGAAAUAUCAACUCGUCGUUUCCAUUCACGACCGCUAUUCUACUCUUAAUGCCCGUCCCACACAUCUCCUGUGCGUCGGGUCCAUCACCCUCGUGUUUUUACUUUAUUGUUGUAAACGAUCGUCGACUCUUCUCUUUCUUUCUUUCUCUCUCUCUCUCUAUCUCUAUCUAUCUAUCUAUCUAUCUAUCUAUCUAUAUAUAUAUAAAACUUAUUAA
Acanthosepion pharaonis is the source of this 981-nucleotide messenger RNA. The record is from the annotation of a GenBank genome assembly. Lineage: Eukaryota; Metazoa; Mollusca; Cephalopoda; Sepiida; Sepiidae.